AUGAAUUAUUAAUCAAGAAGACAAUUAAAUAUAUAGGUUUUGAAACUAGCAAUUGCUACAUAAAAAUGGUAUUCCUUUGCGAUACAAACAUAAUCCGUACCGUACUGGGUACAAACUAGUAAUCAGCGGAGACUUUCUAAUACACGCUUUUUGCUCAGUUUUUAGAUGCUUCGAGUAUUUUAAAAGGGAACUCUGAAAGUUGAGUUUAGUUCUCAUCUCUUACAUCUUUCUACUUGUCAAAAUUGAUAUCCUACAACAGCUAAUUGUGUUUUCACGUAACUAUAAAAUUCCGAUAUCUGCUUCUAUAAUUACUAUCCGCGGGGAAUGCUGAUGUCUCUGGGAAAAAAUUGAAAUAUAACAUACUGAUUUUGCAACAAUGAUGACUGACAGAGAAAAACCCUUACGAGUAUUGUUGGUGGACUGUUAUGAUUCUUACACCUUUAAUGUUCAUGAUUUAAUUCAGCGUGCUUCUAAUGAAUGUUCCAUUACCACUGUACAUUGGGAUACAGGUGGUCUUGAUCUGUGGGACAGUCUUUACUUUUUUGACGCCAUCUUUAUAGGACCUGGCCCCGGGAGCCCGUCAGAGUAUGCUUCUGUCCUUGAUAAAGUGUGGCAUUCUGAUAUACCGACACUAGGAAUUUGCUUGGGAUUCCAAUCUCUUGCUCUGCAUUAUGGAUGUUCAGUGGACAAAAUGCUUACACUUCCUUGGCACGGAAGGAUUUCCAACAUAUUGACCACGAACGAUUCAAUUUUCCAGGAUUUGCCCUCGGUCAAGGGCAUGAGAUAUCAUAGUUUGUGUGUUGAUUCCAUCCCUACUGGUGCUCUUCGAGUCCUUGCAAAGUCAGUAGAAGACCAAAUCAUUAUGGCAAUUGAGGCAAUAGAAAAGCCUCAUUAUGGGAUUCUUUACCAUCCAGAAAGCGUUGGCUCAUCUGAUGCCGUUAGCAUUGUGCAGAAUUUUCUUAAUAUUGUCCGGAAGUUUCGAACGAAAAAGCCCACUUCAUCUUCAACCUAUACAAAUUUUGAUGCACUAGACAUCCAGCCAUCACCAUUCAUUAAAAAUCCAAAAACACCCUCACUACGGAUUCAUAGUCAGGAAAUACCAUGGGUUGAUCCUCUAACGGCUGUCGAAUAUCUCAACAAUGCAAACAAGCCCGUCUGUUUUUUGGAUUCAGCUAAAAACCCAGGAAAGUUUUCGAUUAUUGGCUUUUUCGAGGGGCCCUUAGCUCAUUUUAUCCAUUAUAAAAAAUCGGUAAAUACUACUUUUAUAGUUAAUUGUCAGAAUAACCUCGAGAAAGAAUACAAAGGAGAUUUUUGGGAAAGUGUUGCAAAGUUUAUGGAAGAGCAUAAAGCUUUUCCUAUUGAAUCCGCUUUACCAUUCCAUUGCGGAAUUAUUGGAGCAAUUGGUUACGAAUGCAGCGAAUACUCUUCUAGGUCAAUAGCAGAAACAUCAUUGUUUCCUCAAAGCCACAAAAAUAAUAAAAGAAAUUAUGUUGAUGCCGAACUUGCUUUCGUCGAUAGGUCAAUUGUGUUUGACCUCGAAAAAGAAAAAGCUUAUGUUCAAACACUACUUCCUUCAGAUGAUUCAAUACGUAUCUGGUGGGAAGAUUUGCUCUUCGACCUUCAGAACUUUCAAAAAAAUAAGAUUAAAACAUAUAGUUUUGGAUCGGUAAAUAAAAUACCGACUGAGCAAGAAUAUUGCAACCAUGUACAGAAAUGUCAACAAAGAUUACUGGCCGGUGAUUCCUAUGAAAUGUGUUUAACAGAUACUACAUUUGUAUCAGCCCAUCCAAAUAUGUCUGAUUAUGACUUGUACUUACGUGCCCGUUUUCAUAACCCUGCAUCGUUUGCCGGUUUUCUUCGUUUUCCUCAUUUAACAUUACUAUGCUGUUCACCGGAAAGGUUUAUGAAAUUUAAGGACUCAACAUGUCAUUUUUCUCCUAUCAAGGGUACUCUAAGAAAAGAUCUGCAAAUGACCUAUGAAGAAGCAAGAAGCAAAUUAUUAAAUCCCAAGGAUACAGCAGAGUUAAAUAUGAUUAUAGAUCUUAUUCGAAAUGAUUUGCAUCAAUUGGCGAAGAAAAAUUCAGUUGAAGUUCCCCAACUUUAUCAAGUUGAGGAGCAUCCUACUGUUUAUUCUCUUUUAUCGCAUAUCUACGGUCAAGUAGACAAACCUAUCACCGCAUGGGAUGUUUUAGCUAAGUGCUUCCCUCCAGGAUCCAUGACAGGUGCUCCUAAGCUAAGGACUGUUCGAAUGCUUGAGGACUUGGAGCCUCAUGGCCGUGGUAUAUAUUCUGGAACAUUAGGAUAUUGGGAUGUUAGCGGUUCCUCGGAAUUCAACGUUAUAAUCCGAUCAGCCUUUAAAUACACUGAAGACAAUCUAUGGAGAAUUGGCGCUGGUGGUGCCGUAACUGUUUUAAGUACGUCGUUAGGUGAAUAUGAAGAAAUGCUGUUAAAAGCUAACAGCAUUCUGCCUGCGUUUUGUAAAAUUGAUCUUGAACAGAAAAAGACAUAAUGAUAAAGUGAUUAAAGUGCAGUUUAAUAGAUAUUUAAAUAGAAUUAGGGGUGACGGUAAGAAACAGCGAAUGUAAAAGUAAUAGUAUAUAGACUUUCCUGUUUGCGAUGUCCUUAAUUAGUUGAAGAGAGGCUUAG
Schizosaccharomyces cryophilus OY26 is the source of this 2646-nucleotide messenger RNA. Its product is annotated as para-aminobenzoate synthase. The record is from RefSeq and is a predicted model, not a curated record. The transcript has a single exon. Gene Ontology annotation, biological process: L-tryptophan biosynthetic process. Lineage: Eukaryota; Fungi; Ascomycota; Schizosaccharomycetes; Schizosaccharomycetales; Schizosaccharomycetaceae. The coding region runs from base 377 to 2509 and encodes 710 amino acids.